Tachysurus vachellii is the source of this 4453-nucleotide messenger RNA. RefSeq lists its product as uncharacterized. The record is from RefSeq and is a predicted model, not a curated record. The coding region runs from base 163 to 1620 and encodes 485 amino acids. The transcript has 3 exons. Lineage: Eukaryota; Metazoa; Chordata; Actinopteri; Siluriformes; Bagridae.
CUUCUUGGUGUGAAAGUCUUCUCAAAGUGGAGGGUAAAGCAUCUCCUCCACACCUUCAUAUCCACCAAACAUCUGGAGUCUGUUUUCCCUGCAUCCUACUCGGUUCUCCUUCCUCAGUGCUGUCGGCUUUGAGUUUACCACCUGGCAGCCACAGGUUUAAAAAUGGGGACCAGAGGACUCCUUUUUUGUUUUGUUCUGUGUCUGGUCUUGUUCAGGAUCUACAGCAUAAAUGUCUUGGAAAACAUGAAGGAUCUAAAAGAAAAAACAGACUUCGGUAAACAUUAUCCAAGACAAGGGCUUGAGCUUCUGUGCUGGCUUCUCAGCCAGGGUAAAAUCGACCAAAAUGGAAAACUACGACUCAAUUUCAAUCCAGCAGAAAAUGUUUUUAGCUUUCAUAUGUAUAAAAAUUAUGAACAUAGCUUACCAGACCUGUCUAAUACAGAUUUCCAGUAUUUUAGUUUGGGCAAUCUCAUUAAGGGCAAAGACUUACCUCACUAUAUUACUAAGGUGUUCUGCAAUGAAAAGAAUCAUCCCAAAAGUAACAUUGACCGAGUUCUGAUAACAAUUCGCAAGAAGGUUCCAACAGUAGUGGAUGAAGUGUUUAUUACACAGCACCAUGAGGACAGAAAACAAGGCAGCGCUUAUGUUAAAGAUCUUACCUACAAGAUUGGCAAAGAGCUGCUCAAAGAAAUUGCAGAGUUAUGUCAAGAUGACGAGGACAGCAGGGAUCGAAACCCUGAUCAAAAUGAUCCUGAUUAUGAAAGAUUUCUGAAAAUACAACAACUGUUUCCAAACACUCCACACCUCCAUUUGUUUUUGUACCAGGCAGGCUACAAUCCUGAUAACAACGUCAAAAAACAUGGAACAUCAAAAUCUCCAGACAAAUCAGACAAACUAAAGCUUGAGCUGAGAUCCUCACCGAAUGGGCAGGUGAGGAUUGUAUGGGACUGGAUCCCAAAAGAAAUGAUGGAAAGGGAGAUGAAAAUAAGCAUUUACAAAGGCAAAGAUGAGGACAAGCCUUUGGUGGAGUAUCCACUUAAUGGAAGGUUGUGUGGAGAAAUAGACACUCACUUGAUUCCAAAUCCUGACCUUGAACUUCGUCUUCAACCCAUCACCAAUUUUGAAACCUUUGAAAAUAAUGAGCGUGAAAGUGACUAUACAGUACCUAAAGCUGUGGAGGUGUCAUUCUUUACUUUCAGCAGUUUGUUUUCUCUGGUCCUCUAUCCUUUCAGUAGUUUGUUUUCUCUGGUCCUCUAUCCUUUCAGUAGUUUGUUUUCUCUGGUCCUCUAUCCUUUCAGUAGUUUGUUUUCUCUGGUCCUCUAUCUUUUCAGUAGUUUGUUUUCUCUGGUCCUCUAUCCUUUCAGCAGUUUGUUUUCUCUGGUCCUCUAUCCUUUCAGCAGUUUGUUUUCUCUGGUCCUCUAUCUUUUAAGCAGUUUGUUUUCUCUGGUCCUCUAUCUUUUCAGUAGUUUGUAUUCUCUGGUCCUCUAUACUUUCAGCAGUUUGUUUUCUCUGGUCGUGGUAAUUGAACUUGUUAGAAGGUUGAUUCCUGGAUUGACUGAACCUAGACCGAGAGCCGAACCUCCCUUUGUGAGUGUGUCACAUGGUAGGCCUGGUUUCUGAAAUCAUUUUUCCCCAUUAUGACCCAAAUUUAAACAGAACAGAUUAAUUAUAAGUGAAGAGGUGAUCAGCCCCAACCUCUUUCACACUUCUUCACACCACUCUAGAUUAGUGCUGCUUUUGUGCUUGGCUGCUUCUUUGUAAUUUGAUGUGGACACCAAAAAACUUGGACUGGUGGAAUAUGAUUUGAGAAAAUAGGUUAUUAAAAUGUUAAAAGAAGGUGUUAAAUGUCUUAUGGAACCAAUCACAUUUCUGCCUUAGGCAUUACUGCUGAAGAAUUUUUGUACUCUGAUACCCCUUUUCCACCAAAAAGACCCGGGUGCUGGUUCAGAGCUAGUGCUGGUGCUGGUUCAAAGUUGGUUCCACUGGCGAACCGUCUAAGAACCGGUUUGCCUUUCCAUCGGUUAGAGAGCGUCACAGAGCCGAGUCUGACGUCACUGUAUACGUGUCACGUUACACAGCAACGUUAACGUUGCAGCGGCAAACACACACACAUCAUCAACAAUGGCGGAUGUUGCUUUACUGUUAAUGCUCAUGGCUUUGUGAACCUACAUUAACACCCAAACGCGGCGAAUCCAACGUGUACGUGCAGCUCCAUGUAAUCUGUAUAAACGGAGGUUGUAAUGGAGAAAGUACAUAACGUUAUUUUAUCAUUAACACAGAAAAAAGUUAGCAUUAGCAUGUAGCUACUUACUAUAAUGUGUGCUGAUAAUGUAUCAUAUUGCGGUAAAGUAAAAGUGUAUUAAACAUUAGUAAACUUAAGAUACAUUAUCAAAUGUGCUAACAGUAGCCCCGCCCACAGCCCCUACUUAAGGUACAUUAUCAAAUGCGCUAACAGUAGCCCCGCCCACAGCCCCUGAUGCAAGCGAUUCUUGAGUCUAGACCAGCAACAUUUUGGUGCUACUUAAGAACCACUUUUCCUGGUUCAGGGCCGGUGCUUUGGCUGUCAAAUAAAAAUUAGGCUCCGAACCAGCACUCAAACUGCCUCGAGUGGGGCAUUAUUAAUCCACCUGCCAAGUCGGGCUACAAAACUGAAGUUACACAUUUUAGCCAGAGAGUUCUAGAAAAUCUCUAAGAUUUACAUACUCAAGGUUCUCUGUAACAUAUAGAAACUUUAGAUUCUUUAGAUUUCUAUUUUAAAAAUGUUCUCAUUUCUAAUAUUUUAUUGCACUUACUUACUUAGUUUAUUUAUAAAGCACUCUUUUUAAAAACAAUAAGUGUUUGCCAAAGUGCUAUGUGCUAUGCAAUAUCUGAAUAAAUCGUGAAAGAUUUCCAGGGGAUAUAAAACUAUGAGCUGCUCAUAUUAUUUAACCCAAUUUUUUAUGCAUUGUAAACUGACAUUGAUGGUGAAAAAAAUUUAUCCUGGUUGCAUUUUAUACAUCACAAACAUGCCAUUAUAACAGGGGUGUAUAGACUUUUUGUAAAGUUUGUAUUGAGAAUGUCAGUGUAAUGACAGAUUAUACACAUACAGUAUUGAAUGAUUUUUGUUGAAUGCAAAUUUUAAACGUUUCUGGUUUUCAAUUUCUGAUUUAGACACAUUCACAAAUGAUGAACCUGUUCUGAACAGAAUAUUAUUUUAACCAACACAACUCAAAAGCUGCGGCCCAACAGACUCCGACUGACAACUUAAGUUACAAAGGUUUUUAAAACUGUUUUGGUUGCCUUGUGUCUCAUGUUUCUGUUCAAAUCAGAAAUAAAAUAAAUAUACUCAGAAAAACUGAAAAGAAUAGGCCACUUUACUGUGGGACUAAAAUACAACCUAUUUACAGUCUAGGUUGAUCUCUUGGGAAAUAACAAAUAAGAUUUAAAAAGGCUUUAACAAGGAUAAACAAUUAACAGUUCUGCUGUUGUUACUACAGCUGCUGAUACUAAAGCUUACUACAGCUGCUGAAACUUCCACUUUAGGAAUGAACUAAAUUUGUAAAGUUCGUCGCGACAAACUUUGAUGUUGGCUUUGACGAUGCAAGUAUUCGCGAAGGCCAGUGCUUUUUGGAGGGGGUGGACAUAAGGGUCAGUGUUACUUUUGGAGGCAAGUGGACAGAAAGAUAGGGUGCAAAAACAUUUUGAGGCAAGUGGAGAUGAGCAUGUGGCGUCAUCCGAAUACUCCUGAGGAAGUUCCCCCGACUGUUCUGAGUGUUUUGAUAUGUCACAUGUCCAUGUUGUAAAAAGUUUUUUGAUUUUGCAUAUAUUGGGGCGGGACAACCGAAAGUCCAGUCAGUACACCAAAUUAAAACUUUUAAUCGUAAUGCAAAGACCGGUCAUCGGGACAUAAGCGGUCAUGUACAAUAAAAGAGCCUGUGCAGUGACAGGAAAUAUAAUUUAACGCAAAAAGCCGCCUAGACGGUGGACUUGCGCUCAGGAGUUUUUUUUUUGUUUUUUUUUAGCGGCGUGUGGACGAAUUCUUUCUACACACACACUAUUUUAUUUCUUGAUAACAGACCGCUGCGAACUAUAACACACCGUUGCAUGAAAAACAGAGCAUUGCCAUGGACACACAGGAUUCUAACUGUAGAGACGGAGCGCACUAUUUUCUUUAGCGGAAGCAAUACAAUUGUUUUUAAAUCAAUAAAAUUAACACUAAUUAACACAAUACCUAAUUAUAUCAUUAUUUUCUUUCUUUCUUUCUUUCUUUCUUUUUUUAUUUCAUGCUUUCACUGGAAACACGCUGAUGAUUAAAGAAUAUGUGUUCAUGCAGAUAUUUGAAUGCAUUUGAUUUAAUCGCUUUGGAUGAAGCUUCUGCUAAAUGAAUGACUGAAUAUAAAUGUAAUGCAGUUGCAAAAAAAAUGCACUUGAACAGAAUUUCUAACAAUAAAAUAUAUGAAUCUAAUGAAAUAAC